GUAGUGGCGCUUGGAACUAAGCGUUAUGGUACUGAUCUUCAACAAUUUACGCCAGCAACGAAACGUGCUGAUGGACAAUUUUUUAUCAAAAACCUUUCAUUGCCUCAAGGUAUUUUAUUUAUGUUACAAUGAGGAUAUAUAACAAUGCUGGUCUUUAUAGUGACAUAACAUCUGACUCUGUUGUUAUUAGUCUUAUGCCAGAAGUGUUGGUGAAAGACGGAAACGAGAUAGAAGAUAUAGAUUUUGUGUCCAAGCCUAACAUUAUCCAGGGAUCUUGGAGAUAUUCUGAUAAAUGUUUGAUUCGCGAAGCUCAUUGGAUGAUUUAUGAUUCCAAUUCUUUAAUAAUAAAGGACUACCAGCCUAUCAUUUCCGCAGUACAUGAGUUUUACAAUGACGAGCUGAAUUUGCAAAAUGGAAGGAAGUAUUUUAUUGCAAUAAAAACUAUUGACCAUUUGAAUAGAACUAAAGUUGGGAGAUCUGAUGGGUUUACGGUUCGUAUUCAACCGCCAGUUCCUGGGAGCGUGAGAGAUGGUAAGAAUGAAGAAUUUGAUUAUCAACAUUCAACAUACGAACUUUCAGCCAAUUGGGAUGCCUUUGGAGACACGAACACAAAUGAUCCCACACAAGUCAUUGAACAUUAUGAAAUAAGUAUAGGUAACGACAGGCGGUAUGAAAAAACAAGAUCAAAUGUACACUUUUCAGUAAAUGUAGGACUAAAUCGGUCAUAUACCUUUUCAAAUUUAAAUCUAACGGCAAAGCUAGUACGAUAUUACGUAACAGUAAGGGGAUAUAGUAAAGUCGGUGGCUUUUCUGAAAGUACAUCAAACGGAAUUCGUGUCGGCUUUUCUGAGGCUAUAAUACCUGGAGUCAUCUUGACAAAUCAAUACCAGUCUUCUACAAAAGAAAUAAAAAUAUCUUGGAAGGGUUUUUACUCUGAUUUAGGUAUACGAAAAUAUUCGGUGGCAACUAGUAGUCAUUUAAACUUUAUAACAAAUGAUACAAUUGACUGCGAAACAUUUGAAAAUAAUCAUAGUUUAUUUGAUGUAAGUAAGCUGAGAGAUGUUGGCAUUAAUGAAAACCUUAAAUUGGAAAACUUGUCUCUGCAACAUAAUACAUUUUACUAUACCACCGUCCUAGCUUAUGAUGAAGCAGGAAUGUGCAUAGCUGUGACGUCCCCGUCUAUUUUAGUUGAUACAACGCCACCGAUUGCAGGAAAAAUAGCAGUAAAUGGAAUGGAAAAUGAUGAUAUAAAUUUUGCUACGGAUAAGACAGAGCUGCAUUUCAGAUGGUCAGACUUUGUUGAUCCGGAAUCCGACAUAAAAUCAUUUGAGGCUAAACUCUACCAGUGUCGAAACUGUACUGAAGCUCAACACCCUAUGAAUAUUUGUACUGUUAUUUCAUCGGUUGACACAGGUACAAAUAACAUAGCUUCUUUUUAUGAUCUCCAGCUGUCCUUUGUCUAUACGUAUGUGCUCAACCUCCGCGUAAAGAAUCAAGCCCAACUGAUUACUUCCAUCUUGUCUCCACCAAUAGAAAUCGAUUUGAUUGCUCCAUUUCCUGGCGAGAUUUAUAUAUCGGACACCUGGGGAAAGCCAAAAUUCUUCCAGUGGUCUAAUACAGAUAUUUCGGGACAGUUAGCAAUAGCUUUCUCGGAAGAUGACUAUGUUUGCGCGAAUCAAAUGGAUCUUUUUCCUCUGUCUUAUGAAGGCAUGUGGAAAGUGCCCAGUUACAAUUUUUCCAGUGACUUUAUUAAAUUUGAUAAAACAUUCACUCGGUUAGGAAUCGGGUAUAACUCUGACUUUACCAAAAUUAUAAAAUCUGGAAUGCUAAAUGAUAAAUUUGAACUAAAUACUGGGAAUUAUUCUUUUGUUUUACAAGCCGGAUGCGGCAAUAAAGUUAUAACAACAGUAGCCGCAGUAACUGAAAUUGAAAUCAUUCCCUUUACUCUGAAGGACAACUCCAUGAAGAUAAAAAUGAAUUCACUUGAUGAAAGUAUCAGUGAAAGAAAUAACACUAGGCAGGAACAAAGCAGUAUUGACCAGCAAGCAUCUUCAAAUUAUGACAACCAAUACUUAGGAAGAAAUCCGCAUGGAUUUGGUAUACAUAUCUUAGGCUACAAAACUAAGAAUAAAACAAAAUGGUCACAUGUUCUUUGGGCAUGGAAUACGUAUGCUUAUACCUAUGUAUGGUUUGACAUGGACAUAAACCCUACAGAUAAAGCGUUAAAUUAUAUUAUAAGUAUUCAAAAGCGCUCAAAGAAUUUGAGGACUUAUGUUGAUCUAAAACUCUAUAUUAACGAAAGAGAAAUGAAAUCUAUACGCGGUCUUGAUUUUGUAUCUACUGCCAUAACACCAGCUGUAUUGACAUGGAUGGAAGAAGAUUUUGAACCACCAGUUACUGAUAUCUAUUCACCUUUCUAUACUGAGGCUAUUCUCUGGUCUGUUAAAAUACCAAAGUCGGAAUCCAAAGCAUGUCUUUAUGGAAAGGGAUUCUAUGAUCCCGAAAGUUCUAUUAAAGAAAUUUGGUUGGGUGUGUCCAGUAAUGAACACUUCGGAGGCAACAUCUCACCAAUGCAACUAUAUAAAACUUUCUGUUAUAAAGGCGCAGAAGAAUGCGAGAUCACUAAUAAAAGCAAGUGCAGUCAGAUAGGCGUAGGCACAUUCGAAUUAAUCGACCUUUCAAUUUCUGGGUUGCAACUUGAGGUCAUAGACAAUACAACACUCUCGUGCUUAAAUGAAACUAAUGAUCCCCUGGCAUGUAAUAUAUCAUCAUACUUGCUGUCCGUAAAAGUUGUUAACUUUGCUGGGUUAUCGACAGUAGUGCAUUCAAAUCCAGUUCAGAUUGAUCAAACAGCACCCACAUUCGAAUACGUUAAGUGUUUAGAUCCUUUAAAUAGUAACAACGAGCCGACAGAUCGUUUGGGUUCUAACUCGGUUAUAGGUGCGUACUGGAACUGUGCUGAGGAUAUAAGUCAAAUUGAAUACUAUUCGGUGUCAAUUACGCAGGUUUCUCCAAAGGAAAAUGUAAUGAAUAACACAUUUGUAGGAUUAAAGAGACGUGUUAAUUUUACCUUCGGUAAUGCAACAUUUCAUCAUGGGAAGGAAUAUCGAGUUAUAAUAGAAGCAACAAAUACAGCAGGUUUGAAGGCAGUUGAUAGCUGUCAAGUUUCCGUAGAUUUAUUUCCACCAAAUGCCGACAAUAUCAUAUAUGGAGCCCUUUUCGCAGAAGAUGAAGACGUUGAUGAAGCAAGUGAAGAUAUUCCGUCUGUAACGUCAUCUCAGACAGAAAUUGGGCUAACAUGGAGUGGAGGAAAUAACGAUACACGCUUUUAUCAAUGGCAAGUUGGUUCCGAAACAGAUGAAGAUGAUAUUUUCCCUCUAAGUACAGUCGCAGAUACGCCGAAAGGUUCUGUAGCAAUAGUUUCGGGGCAUCUGAAGAUUGGCGGAAAGGACAGCAAUUUCAAAGUUGCCGAUUUCGUAAAAUCAGGAAAUGUGACAUACAAAGAGAUGGAAGCCAACGGAAAUAAAAGCGCUAUUAAAAAAUCGCAUUUUAUGCUAGAGCCCGGUCGUUGUGUAUAUCAGUCUUUAUAUGCUUUAGGAUGGUCACAUUUGCGACAAAAAAUAAGAUCUCGUACAAUUUGUGUCCGACGUCCAGACGACGUACUCCUGAAAAACAUCUCACAUUCAGUGGUCAUUGCAUCAAAAUCAAUGGGGUCAAAUAAAUGGAAGACUGGCAAUUUCACCAUGGAAGGAAGUGAAAUAGUAAUAGAAUCUAAAGUAACUAAUGGAAGGCUAAUGUUUGGAACAAUCACGGAAGUUGACAAAACACAGAUGUACGGAAGUGCGGCGUCAACAGAAUACCAACCAUACAUAACCGAUCCAAAACUGACUGCUUCCCAAACGUCAAGGCUUUUACGGAACCGAAUUGAACGGUUUUGUAAUACGUCUUUUUUCGUAUCCCCGGCCCCGUUUGCUCAGGUGGAACAUAUGCAAUUAAACAUUUCACUCAGAAAAGACUGCCAUGCGGAUACUGAACAUCAACCUGGACUUAUAUACUGGAACUACGUCACCAAGGAGUGGAUGCACAUAGAUGAAGGCUGUCGAGAUAUUCUCUCUUCCAAUAUCCUUGGAGAAGUUUACUCUGCAGAGCUGUGUCUUCAGAAACUAAAAGUACUAAGGGGUGGUAAAAGUUCUACAACAGACCCUUUAACUCAAUACAGAAACAUCGAGCUCGUCCGAAUAGCAAAUCUAAUACAGAACACAAAACCAUUUGUUACACUGACGAGUAUUUAUGUGAAGGAAGACGAAUUUGAUCCAAUUACCAUACCAGUUGCUGACAAGGAAAAUGACAGUGUAGCUUUCAGUAUUGCAAAACAGCCAUUACAUAGUUUUUGCAAGAUAGACGAUGUAGGUAUUUUAGAUUGUAAAACUGAAGCUGACUUUUAUGGAACAGAUGAAAUUAUAAUUAGAGUUAAUGAAACAAAUGUUCCCUCUUCAAUAUCAGCUAAUGUUGUAGAACAAACAAUUAAAAUGAUUAUCCUUCCUGAAGAAGACUCAACAGAAAGGGUAUUCAUUGACAACAAAGGGAACAUAUUUCGUGAGAAAAGGCCUGCAUUUUCUCAUAUGAUUACAGUGGAAGCGAACGGUACGGACACAAUAUUUGCAGGAACUAUUGUUUUAUGUGAUGUGGACGGAAAUGAAACAUUUACAAAACAUGUUUUAUUUAGCCCACUUGGCAAUUCAACAUUUUCAAUAAACGAAACUGUUGGGGGAAAACUCAUUCAAAAUAGAAAGUUCUUGCCCACAAGAUUUAGAAGCGUAGCAUCUUACAAUAUUACGUUUAAAUUUUCACCAAAUAUCAACGGCCAUAUGACUCUGAAAUUUAUAGGCAUCACUGCAAAUGGGAUUUUCAGUCCAAGUGUAACUAUUGACGUUUAUGUUCUUGCUAAUCCUUGUGUAAAUGGUUAUUGCGACCAUGUUGACGGAACACAUACUUGCGACAGUCAGAACAGAGCUACUUCUUUUGAUGGUUUCUUCUGCCACUGCCAUCCUGGAUUUAAUGGGGCGUGGUGUCAGGAUAAUAUAAACGAAUGCGCCCCUGAACCUUGUGCAUUGAUGUAUGACUGCGAAGAUUUAACAAACGAUUACAGAUGCAACAUCAACAUACCUAAACUGGUAGCAAUACUAGGUUGUUCAAUAAUUGCGAUGAUGGGAAUUUUGUUAAUUAUGAGAAAACGGUGCAAAAAGUUCAGAAGAAAUAAGGUUUCACAAAGCAGUACAAAUCUACAACCUGGUGCUUUUGAGAAAACAUAUGAACUAGAUUCAAGACCAUUGACAAGUAGUUCGAUUGAGGUCGACACAGAGGAUCAUACAGUUGAGGAGACGGACAGUAGGUCCCAUACACCUAAUAUCUGGAGAAAUCCUAACGGGUUUAAUAAGGAUAAAGAGGUUGACAUAAGCGCCUUCUCUUCUUUGAGUGCACCGAUAGGAGGGCUGCUUCCACCACAUCAUCAAAAUAAAAAUGUCGUCAGUAGAUAUGCUGCCUCAACCGAUACUGGAGGAACACCUUUAAAGGUGCCAAGGGUACUAAAAGCAAAGCAUGGGAAGUUAAGAAAGUCUAAACAGUCCCAUGCCAAUGUACACUCAGAUAUAUCAGAAAUCGAUUGCUAAAAUAUGAGAACUAUGAAAUAUGCUUAUUGGGUAGUCUUUAAGCCUUAUUGUAAUUAAAGUGUCCUUAUAACUAGAAUAUCCAUAUUUAAUCGGAGAUUGUCUAUAAUUAUAUAAAAAGAAACAAUAUGUUAUGUCAGUGUAUAUAUCUUAUUUUUAUAGAAUGUCACUUCAAUCGUCUAAUAUGUUUCUUUUCUAUUAUUCAUUUAUUUUUAGCACACCUGAGCAAAUUGCGCUCAGGAUGAGGAAUUGUGAUCGCUUACCGUUCGGCCGCGUCCGUCCGUCCGUCCGUCGUCCGUCCACACCUUUUCAAACAACAACUCCUCCCUCUGAAACCAUUUUGUGUGUGUGUGUGUGUGUGUGUGUUCGGGUUUAACGCCUUUCUCAACAAUUUUUCGGUCAUAUGAACGACGGUGUCUACUUGUAGCAGUGAGCACAAUGCCCAACUUUAUAGUGCUGCCUCACUGGAAUAUCACGCCGUAGACACAUGACAUGAUACCCCGCCCAGUCACAUUAUACUGACACCGGGCUGACCAGUCCUAGUACUAUCCUCUUAAUGCUGAGCGCCAAGCGAGGAAGCUACUAGUACCAUUUUUUACGUCUUUGGUAUGACGCGGCCGGGGAUCGAACCCACGACCUCCCGCACUCGAAGCGGACGCUCUACCACUAGGCUACCGAGGCGGUUUGAAACCAUUUUGUGAAACUUGGCCUUGAUGUUUCUUGGGUGGUUUUCUUUCAAAGUGGUUCAAACGCUUCGUCAAUAAACUAGGCUGCUAGGCGCGUGGUCACUUUCCGCUAUAUGUUAUAGUCGAAAUUUUAAAAAUCUGAGGUAUGAAACUGCCUCGAUUUUGAAAUGGGCCUUUUGAGUGGGCCUUGUGUGAUUCACUACUUAGAUUGUUCAAAUUAUUUUGAUUCAUUGGAAGCUUUAAAAAAUAUUCUUAUAUUAAACUGAUGGCCAGAUUUUAAAAUAAUUUUAAACAAAUGGUCCUUGUGUGGUCCUCUACCAAGAUUAUUUAGAUUAUUCUGAUUUGUCAAAAGGAAACAUGGCUGCCAAAGGGUAUGUCCAUUUUUCCCUAUAUGUAUAUAGUGGAAAUUUUGGAAAUCUUCUUGUAUGAAACUGCUGGCCCGAUUUUGUAAUAAUUUCACACAAUUGGUCAUUGAGUGAUCCUUUACUAGUUAUGUUAAAAUUAUUCCGAUUCGUCAAAAGGACACGGCCGCCAGGGGACAUUGUCAUUUUCCACGAUAUGUUAUAUUGGAAAUGUUAAAAAUCUGAAGUAUGAAACUGCUGGCUCGUUUUUGAAAUAAUUUCACACGUAUGGGCCUUGUGUGAUCCACUACUAAGAUUGUUCAAGUUAUUUUGAUUCGUUGAAAAACAUGGUCGCCAGGGAAUAUGGCCAUUCACCCCUUUAUGCAUAUAUUGGAAACUUCUAAAAUAUUCCUGUCAGAAACAGCAAAAGAUAAUAGGUAAGGGUAGAUUUCUCGGAAGAACAGAGCACCACAAACACAGCCUUAGAGCCAGACAUUUGCAAAGAUGGCUCAAAACAAAAAGAAGCUGUAACGGAAAAAGACGGGUUGCUUAAAAAAUUCAACAAGUACAUUUUAAUUUUAUUCAAAAUAUAGAAAAAGGGAAGGAAGGUGUAGGGGUAGAAAGGAUAGGGGUUGAAGGGGAAAAUGGAACAAGGAUGAAUAUUCAAAAGGAAAUGCUACGUUCCUUAAUCACACUAAACCUACAACAUAAACCACAGCAGCGCAAACACUUACGUACAAAAGACACAUACACACACACGUACGCACGCACUCACAACCAUCGCAUAUAGAUAAACAAGACAAGUAAGAUAUAACAACACUGUUGGGUACCGCCCAAGACACAAGGACGCACUACCUCACACAGAAGCAGAAGAAAAACAAGUCCAGUUUUAAAAUAAUUUUACACAAACGUUUCUUGAGUGACCCUUAACGAAAACUGUAGAAAUUAUUCUGUUUCCUCAGAAAAAAGCCACUAGGAAGUCGGAUCACUUUACCCCUUAUUUUUGUAGUGGAAACUUAAAAAAUCUUCAUUAUGGUAUUGCCAUAUCACAUCAUUUCCCAAUGUCUUACCCCACCUCAACGCCCAUAUUUAUUACGUGCCUCUAUUUAUUUAGUAGAAACUUUUAACUGUUCGUGCAAGCAACUCGGGUGAGCGAUGUAGGGCCAUCAUGGCCAUCUUGUCAUAGAAUAUAUAAUAUUUAUUCAGAUUUUUUGUUAUAAAUUUUAUUUUAUUGUUUUCGUUAUCAGUACAAGUAUCUAGGCAAUAUGUAAAGACGAUGCUGAGUGUAUCAAGACACGGUAUUUCUUUCCGUAAUUUUUUGAUAAUCAAAAUUUGAAUGAAAUUAAAAUAUAUUUAAAAGAAUAAUAGGGUCCGUUUAGAACUCUUAUAUCGUUCGGGUGUUAAGGUGUGUUUGGAAUGAUAAAUGAAUUGAAUGCUAUUAAUGUUGAUUCUACAAAAGAAGUGACGUACUAUGUAAAAACGGUAAAAUUGGGCAAUUCUACAUAAAUGUUUAAACACUGUGAAUAAGUCUUAAAGUUCCAUUUGCCUUUUAAUUUUACAUCAAAACAGAUAUAGCAGCUGUCCAAAUGUGAGAAUGUGUAAAAUUCAUGAUGAAAAAACUACUUUCAAGGGACGUGAGGGAUGUUGCACAUUUUAUUACCGCUCACGAACAGGCUCAUACCAAGUCUGCCACUAUUUUGCUUGGUUGCAUUCUACGCUUUCAAAAGAUCUUCUUAGAGAACUAUCACAACAGUAUAAGUGCCGUGUGACGGCCGUAAAAUAUUUCCCCGUACUUGUAUUUAAUAUUGUUUAAAUACUUGUAUUUAAUAUUGUAAUAUAUGAUUUCCUUGUACAAUUUAUAAUAGUCAAAGCCUUAAGGUGGUUAUAAAAGCAAUGAACUAAGGGAUAUUUCCUACAAUAUAAGUCAAAUAUUCAAACCUAUGACAAAUAUAUAAGGAACAGUUAUAUACAUGUUAUAUAUAUUCGUAACAAUAAAUUGUCAGCCACGUAAUAAAUCAAGGCAAUGUGAACCUGUAAGGCAUAUGCUAAAAUAAAUACGUAAGAUACAACAUGUGAUUGUAAUUAAAGGACUCGAAGACUUCAACUAUUUGCUGACGUAUUCCAUUAUAAUAUAUUAUUAUCAAUAAUUUUAUCCUUUUUCUCAUUUUUCAAAAUUGUAAACUUAAUUAAAAAGAUCACUGAUAUAAAAUGCAUUGUAUAUUUGUAUUGUUAUUGUGUAGAUAAUGUAACGUUAACCAGAAUAAAAUGCUAUUUCGA
Messenger RNA from Mercenaria mercenaria, 8970 nucleotides. RefSeq lists its product as uncharacterized. Lineage: Eukaryota; Metazoa; Mollusca; Bivalvia; Venerida; Veneridae. Gene Ontology annotation, molecular function: calcium ion binding. The coding region runs from base 129 to 5669 and encodes 1846 amino acids. The transcript is spliced from 9 exons. The record is from RefSeq and is a predicted model, not a curated record.